UAGGAGUCUCGAUAUUCGGAAUAAAGAGUAAUUGAGAUGGACAUUAGACUGGGUUAUCCGUGGAUGAGUGAAGGGUAUUGCACCCAAAACCCUACCUAGGUAGUCUGUUACUCAAACUGUUCGUGACAGCUUCUACAUGCCAACGUGAUAAGCUCCAGGUAGGCAGAUAGGCCGCGGGGAGUUCCUGUACUCAGUAGGUAGGUAUGUAGUUUAGGCAGCUGCUAUAUACCUACACAGUAUGCCACAUUUGCAUAUUGACCAAACGGCUAAUAUUCUUUUUCAUCUGCAUCCUUUUCCUUAAGUAUGGUGCGCGAUCAUAUCUACUUAGGUAGGCUUUUGCAGGCUGUGCUCACAUCAAGACAUGGGAUGGCCGGCUCUCCUCCGAUUCGGCACCUGCUCAGCUAAGUAGUAGGCAAGCUGCACUAACAACUACUUACCUACGCCGCCGUCUGAAACGCUGUGCUUAUGGUGGCGUGCCAUAUGAAAUGGCUGCCACCAAUGGAGGAUGUACCCCUCAUUGGACGAUUAAGUCCGCGCAUAUAACAAAGGAUGGCAAAGGCGUUAGACAACGACCAAACUCCAUCCAUCCUAAAAGACUCUACGCACAAAUUACUACUACCCGAUGAUAUAUCAACAGGAAAUGGCGAUAAGUUUGGGACGCCGCUGAUCAUCUGCUUCCAUGGCUCAGGCGAAACAUGUUCGCCCAGCUGGGACAAUCUAGCCGCGAAGCUCGUCGCCGAGACGCACUGUCGGGUACUGCUUUACAGUCGCGGGCCAGGCAAUCUCAAGCCAGCAGACGUCGCGGCGCAAAUGUGGGAUUACGUCCUCUGCGCUACUCGUACCGUAGGUACUCAUGGCAAGAACGCGAGGCAAAGCAGCGAUCUCCAGGGACCGUAUCUUCUCAUCGCGCACUCGUACGGCGGCGCCUUCGCGCGCGCAUUCAUACAGCACGAGUACCGCCAUCGUCGACAGCGAAAAUACGGCGGAGAUAGGGUCCUCGGCCUCGUGCUCGUGGAAACGGGACAGGAAGGCGGACUCGAUGCCGCGCUCGACGAGGAGCAGAUCCGGCGAAAGAUUAUGGGGGAUCGGCCCGUGUGCGUGAUUCGUGGGAAUAGUUUACUGGGGAAAUGGGAGGGUUUGGAGGCGAAGGAGAAAGCUGCGCAGAUGAGCCAUGGAGAGGAAGGGGAGGGGGAGGGAGAUACACGGCGAAUGCUGGCUGAGACAGAGCGACGGAUGGUAGCUGCGGAGCGCGAAAUGCUGCUGCGCAUGGAUGCCGAGGACGAGAGGUUGAAGAGGAGACAGCUGGGACUCUCGCGGACGAAUCGCUUCGUGCACUUGCCGGAUUGCGGACAUCAUGUUGUUUUGCAACGCCCGGGGGACGUUGUUGAUGCUGUGAGGUGGGUGUUGGAGAAUGCUGAGUGCGUACAUGAGGGAGAGGUGAUGACGAAUGUUUGGAAAGGGGUUUGGAAGAGGGUGAGGCGGUUUAGGUUGUGGUGAUUCCUGUGCUCUGUUCUAGUAUAAUGUCUAUCCACGCCAACUAAUUGUUCCAAAGGCGAAGUCAAGCUAUGGUUGCUGUAGAUGAAUGACACAGACUUCCAUUGAUUAACCAGGGCGUUACUCGUCUCUGUCUCAAUAUGCUCGAGGGUGUAGGGAAUAUACUCCGCGGAAUGCGU
Xylaria bambusicola is the source of this 1673-nucleotide messenger RNA. Its product is annotated as Alpha/Beta hydrolase protein. The transcript is spliced from 2 exons. The record is from RefSeq and is a predicted model, not a curated record. NCBI's taxonomy places the organism in Eukaryota, Fungi, Ascomycota, Sordariomycetes, Xylariales, Xylariaceae. The coding region runs from base 550 to 1497 and encodes 315 amino acids.